AUGAGCGGUACGAGCUACAAUGCGAUGGAUCCCAACAGUGAUCCCUACGCGCCCUUCUACUAUUGGGACGCCCUGAAAGGCAAAUGGGAGUUUGACUAUGACGGCUACGCGCGCGCCAACGGCCCCAUUGCCCAAACGAGCAGCUUUAAUACCCAUGUGAAUACGAACGAGCUUGCGCAGCAGGAGCAACAAGCGUCAGUGUACGACUACGACCCCCAUCGCUCUGCGCGCCUUGCGGAGCCGCAGCAGAUUGGACAGCUCAAGAAAGGCGAGAAGCGCACCACGGUCCUGCGGCGUGCGGCGGGCAAGCUGUGGGAGGACCAGACGCUGCUUGAAUGGGACCCCGCGCACAAGCGCCUGUUUGUCGGCGACCUCGGCAACGACGUGCACGACGAUAUGCUCACGCAAGCCUUUGCAAAAUACCCCUCGUUUGUCAAGGCACGCGUCGUGCGCAAGCGCGGCGACGGCAAGACGAAAGGCUAUGGGUUUGUGGCUUUCUCGGACCCUGAGGACUUUCUCAAGGCCUGGAAGGAGAUGGACGGCAAGUACAUUGGCUCGCGGCCGUGCCGUCUGAAGAAGGCCAACGAGAAUGUGGCUCCGGUUGAGAUUGGCGCGCGCAAAGACCGCUUGCUGGCAGCCAAUGCCAAGUACGACCACUAUCUCUCCAAAGGCAAGAUGGGCGGCACCGUCGGCCACAACCUGCGGCGAAACGGAGGCAUCGGCAAGCCGUACGCAAAAAAGUAG
Messenger RNA from Malassezia japonica, 744 nucleotides. RefSeq lists its product as uncharacterized. The transcript has a single exon. The record is from RefSeq and is a predicted model, not a curated record. The coding region runs from base 1 to 744 and encodes 247 amino acids. NCBI's taxonomy places the organism in Eukaryota, Fungi, Basidiomycota, Malasseziomycetes, Malasseziales, Malasseziaceae. Gene Ontology annotation, molecular function: mRNA binding.